CCUUCGGAAUAAUGAAAAAUAUUACGAAUAAUUCAUAACAGACUUCUCAAUUCAAGGUUUUCCCUUCGAUCGAAAAGAAAAUUAUCGACGUUGAAUAUUUGAAUGCAAACGCCACAAGGCAGUCCCGCUGAGUGAUUACUUUCACUGAAAAGCGAUGCGUACAUUUGGAGCCAGUGCUGUAUAUUGAAGCUUACUGCCGCAGCGGAAAAACAUCAAUGCUGACGGGGGAAAUUCAUGCGCGCGCUUUACCCUUGAACAAAUGGGGGUUUCAACUACCCCAAGAUGUGAGGUUACUCCAGACAUCCUGCUGAAUUCUAAAAAAAUUCAGGAUGGAGGUAGGGUGAGGAGAAAUGUUGUUCAGUUGAAAACUGAUAAAUAAAAGGACUAACGUUUUCGUUUCAUAAUCAAUUUAGAUUCAGUUCGGAUCAAAGUGGAAGUUCGGUGAAAAUGUCUUCAGGUAUCGCCAACAAGAAGAAAUUGAAUGUGAUCCAUCGUACAACUAGUGAAACUAUUAGAUUAAGUGAAGCUGAUAUUUUGGAUGAAACAGUGCACAUAGCUCCAUUUCCUUCAUCGUUAAGAAACAAUUCUUCUCUGCACCACUCAAGAAAGAAGGUCCAAAGUUCCUUUCAGAUAACGGAUGUCUGUUUGACACGUCCAGAUUUUGGGGACGAAUCAGCUGAUGAUCUGGACGAAUCUCACACCGACGAAAACUCAAGAUUCACAGAUAACGAAACUCCGAGCUACUCGGAGGACUCCAGAGAUGCCGAAGAACAUGGAACAACGUCAACAUUCGGCCAAAUGUCCACAGCUGCCACCACGGCUCCAAUUUCUUCGGCCUCUAUGAGAUCAAGAGAGGAAAAAUCCAAGUCCCUCAGUAGCGAUUCGCAAAACUCGAAUUCCUUCAGCAGAGGGAGAUGGACCUGCUUGGAUUAUGUUGAUAAUACUCCCCAGUUCAUCGAUAUGAACAUUGCUGACAAUGAGAAGUUCGUUAACCAGUAUUUAAAAAGUUCUUCAGCUUUGAAAAAUUGCGAGUUAUUUUUCGAGAAGAAAUUUCAAGAUGUUUUACAAUUCGAUAAGAACGGCGUGAACUUCAAUAAGGAAGAGGUUGACGAUGCUUAUAGGAGAGUGGCUAAUCUUUUGACAACGAACAAAGUGGCGAAAGACACCAAUAUUGGCGGGAAAGCCACUGCCAUCGACUCCAAAAUUGAACAAGCUAUGGAUCUUGUGAAGAGCCAUCUGAUGUAUGCUGUCAGACAAGAUGUAAACGUCCUUAAACUGAAGAUAUCCGAAUUGUUGGUUAAAAUCAGUCAGUUAGAAUCGGAAAACUUAUAUCUGCGUGCAAAGGCAAGCCCGGAAGUUCUCAAAUUAUUGGAAAGAAGAAAUCAAGCUGCGUAAGAGAAAAUUCUAAACGUUCGACCUUUGACCUUCUAGCCCCAUGGAUUUGUUUUCCAUGUAUAUUUUGCAGGAUUCAAUUGCACCUAAUUCAUAGCGCUUCCACCAAAAUUAUUUUUCAAAGGUUGUUGGAACCUCCACCAAUUUGUAGCGAACAUUGAACAUUGAAAUGUUUAUAGAUAUUCGAGAUAUUUUUAUAUUCCCAAAAAUGAAAAUUUUAAUUAGAAUUGACAGGAAAAUUGUAUAAUCUGUGAAAACUGUGCCUGGCUGAAGAUGGUCGAACGUUAAGAACAAUUUCUUCCUCUGGUUUUGUUACAAGACGGAAAGGUGCUAAUAUGUGAUGAGUUAGAAGUGACUGUGGAAUAUUUUCAGUUCUCUACAUUAACAUGUUCAUAAAACACACUCAAUUCUUGUUCACCCUUGCUUGGAAAAAAGGAUAAUAGGUUAUUCUGACGAGCGAAUAUAAAAGAAAAAAGAGAACACAAUCAACCAUAUUUAGGUACUCUAUGAUAUGGAAAGACCCAAGAAUGAUUAUAAUGUUAAAUAAAGCCCUUGAAAGUAA
Messenger RNA from Harmonia axyridis, 1954 nucleotides. Its product is annotated as protein bunched, class 2/F/G isoform-like. The coding region runs from base 448 to 1395 and encodes 315 amino acids. Gene Ontology annotation, biological process: regulation of transcription by RNA polymerase II. Lineage: Eukaryota; Metazoa; Arthropoda; Insecta; Coleoptera; Coccinellidae. The transcript is spliced from 3 exons. The record is from RefSeq and is a predicted model, not a curated record.